AUGUCUUCAACAACAUCACAGAAAUUUCGUGAUUUCACCUCAGAGCCGUUGAAAGAUAAAGAUGUAUCAGAAGUGCCUGGAAUUGGACCAAAAUUAUCAAGUAAUUUACAAGGUUCUGGAAUAACGAAAGCGUAUGAAUUGCUUGGUGUUUAUCUGACAUUAUUGAAAGAUAAAGAAUAUUUUCAGUUAUGGAUUCGUGAUAAUGCAGGUGCAAAUAGAAAUCAGGCAAAACAAGCGUGCGAUGCUAUUGAAGCAUUUUGUUCGCAGUUUUUGUGA
Didymodactylos carnosus is the source of this 276-nucleotide messenger RNA. NCBI's taxonomy places the organism in Eukaryota, Metazoa, Rotifera, Eurotatoria, Philodinida, Philodinidae. The record is from the annotation of a GenBank genome assembly.